This is a messenger RNA of Lynx canadensis (Canada lynx), 1779 nucleotides long. It is a transcript of the gene ID1, whose product is annotated as inhibitor of DNA binding 1, HLH protein. Gene Ontology annotation, molecular function: transcription regulator activity; protein dimerization activity. The record is from RefSeq and is a predicted model, not a curated record. Lineage: Eukaryota; Metazoa; Chordata; Mammalia; Carnivora; Felidae. The coding region runs from base 900 to 1364 and encodes 154 amino acids. Gene Ontology annotation, cellular component: cytoplasm; nucleus. Gene Ontology annotation, biological process: cell differentiation; negative regulation of transcription by RNA polymerase II; circadian regulation of gene expression. The transcript has 2 exons.
AAAAAAGGGAGAAAAAUUCAAAAAUAACUAGUUGAGGCAGAUAUGGGGAAUUUUUGCAGGGCGAUGCAAACUUAGGGUAGAAUCAGGGGAUGCAGACCCCUCGGGGCUCCUUCUAUCUAGUUCGUGUCCCGGAAGACCAGCCCCCAAUGCCAGAGGAAGACUUUCUCGAAUUAAUUGCUCCCAGCCCGAGAAGCCUGGGUAUAAAAAAAAAAAAAAAAAAAAAAAAAAAAAAAAAAAAUGGUCCCAGAAACAUUAACCAGCAACUUUCUCCGGGAAUUGGGUAAGGGAGACCAGCUCUGGGAAGCAGUGUGUGAAGGGGGGCCCGCUUUAAGUUUUAGUCCAAAGAGCCGGGAGAUCAGGCUCCCAGAAGCCCAGGCCCUAGUCAAGGGCUCUCUAGAUAACCCAGAGCCAGCCCCUUCCCCACCCGGGCCUCAGUUUCUCCCAUCUAUAAAAGGGAGCUGAGAGGUGAGAAAAUGAACCUGAGAAAACGGAUUGUUAAAGUCAUUUUCCUGUCGGCAAAGCCUCCUCCGCGAGGAGCCCAAGGUAGCCCUCGCCUCCACUAGCCACCCCGCCCCGUGCCCUCCCACUCUCUCUGCUGCUGAGACUCGGGUUCCCUUUCCAAGGCCGCGAGGGUGCGAAAGCAGAGCAGGAGGCGGAACCCAGAGGCGCUCGAGGCCACGCCUUGAGAUCUCCCAUUGGCUGCUUUUGAACCCCCUGAGCCCGCCUCUAGUGGGGUGUGUUGGGUUGGCGGGGGAGAGCCCGGCGUCUCUAUAAAAUGUGGGCUGCGGGGCUCAGACCUCGCAUUCUACAACCGUCUCUUCCCUGCCCCGGGGUCUCUCUUUACCUUUGCCCGGCGUCCUCGGUGCGCUUCGUUUCCCUCUUACUCCGACGCCAGAAUCAUGAAGGUCGCCACUGGCAGCGCCGCGGCCGCCGCGGGCCCCAGCUGCGCGCUGAAGGCCGGCAAGACCGCAGGCGGCGCGGGCGAGGUGGUGCGCUGUCUGUCCGAGCAGAGCGUGGCCAUCUCGCGCUGCGCGGGGGGUGCCGGGGCGCGCCUGCCUGCCCUGCUCGACGAGCAGCAGGUGAAUGUGCUGCUCUACGACAUGAACGGCUGCUACUCGCGCCUCAAGGAGCUGGUGCCCACCCUCCCCCAGAACCGUAAGGUGAGCCGGGUGGAGAUCCUCCAGCACGUCAUCGACUACAUCUGGGACCUGGAGUUGGAGCUGAACUCGGAAUCCCAAGUCGGGACCCCCGGGGGCCGGGGGCUCCCCGCCCGGGCUCCGCUGAGCACCCUCAACGGCGAGAUCAGCGCUCUGGCGGCCGAGGCGGCUUGUGUUCCAGCGGACGAUCGCAUUUUGUGUCGCUGAAGCGCCUCCCUCAAGGACUGGCAGACCCCAGCCCUCCAGGGAGCGAGAGGAAUUCGUGCUCUCUGAUCCUACCGAGCGCCUCGCCGGAGGUGGGGAGGAACAAGAUUGAGAUCAGCGACCGUGGGGCGCUUGCUCAAUGCAGCCCAGGGUUGGCGGACUGAGAGGGCAGGCCGACCCUCCCCUCUACACCAACCAGCCACCAGAGACUUGGGGGACGGCCCCCCGUGUGUUUCUAUUUUUUGAAAAGCAAACAUUUUAAAAAAUGGUCACGUUUGGUGCUUCUCAGAUUUCUGAGGAAAUUAAUUGCUUUGUAUUGUAUAUUACAAUGAUCACCGAGAAUAUUGUUUUACAAUAGUUCUGUGGGGUGUUUUUGUUUUUGUUGUUGUUGUUAUUAAACAAAUACUUUAGACUGCGG